Messenger RNA from Macadamia integrifolia, 1014 nucleotides. RefSeq names its product protein HEADING DATE 3A-like. NCBI's taxonomy places the organism in Eukaryota, Viridiplantae, Streptophyta, Magnoliopsida, Proteales, Proteaceae. The transcript has 5 exons. The record is from RefSeq and is a predicted model, not a curated record. The coding region runs from base 490 to 1014 and encodes 174 amino acids.
CUCUGCAGAGAUAUCGAUUGGAUUAGGGUUAGGAAAGCAUAAUGUUUCACCAUCAAACUUGCUUGCACAGAAUGUUACUACUACUCAUAUAUUCAAAAAAAAAAAAAAAAAAAAAAAAAAAAUUGAAAAUAUCUGUCCCAAAAUCCAUGAACCCAGUCAAAUGAUCAACCCGAAUAUCAGGCCCACUCAGCUUUAAGGGCGGUUAUAUCAGAUUGGUAUUAGGGAUUGAGAAAAAGUAGAUUCCUCUCUCUGUUCAUGAAAUAAAAGUUAAAGCAGAUGCCACCCUAUAUUUAAAGACCACGUCUCAAGACCCUUCCACAACCAACCAACCGCGUUCCCCAUCAUCUUGAGCCCUUUAUGAGUUAAAACUCUCUCUCUCUCUCUCUCUCUCUCUCACAGGUGUUCUACUCCCACCUUGAUCCAGACCUAACUAAAAUCAAACAGUCCUUGAUAUAGGUUUAGUACUACUCAGUACUCGUCAUCAUCAUCAUGCCUAGGGAAAGAGAUCCUUUGGUUGUUAGUCGAGUGAUCGGGGACGUGUUGGACCACUUCAACAGAUCCAUAGCAAUUCGAGUAAUCUACAACAGUAGAGAGGUAGCAAAUGGAUGUGAUCUCAGGCCCUCAGCUGUGGUCAACCAACCUAGGGUUGAGCUCGGAGGCAAUGACCUUCGGACCUUAUACACACUGGUUAUGGUAGACCCUGAUGCUCCGAGCCCAAGCGAACCAAACCUAAGAGAAUAUUUGCAUUGGUUAUUGACAGAUGUGAAUGCAACAAGAGGAAAUGCAGUUCGGCAAGAGAUUGUUUCCUACGAGAGCCCACGACCAACGGUUGGGAUUCACCGCCUUGUGUUUGUGUUGUUCCGGCAAGUAGGUAGGCAGACCAUCGAUGCUCCGGGAUGGCGUCAAAACUUCAUCACUAGAGACUUUGCUGAACUGUACAACCUCGGUUUGCCAGUUGCUGCUGUCUAUUUCAAUAGUCAGAGGGAGAGAGCUACGGGAGGAAGAAGACAAUGA